Aspergillus steynii IBT 23096 is the source of this 906-nucleotide messenger RNA. RefSeq names its product alpha/beta hydrolase. Gene Ontology annotation, cellular component: cytoplasm. Gene Ontology annotation, molecular function: carboxylic ester hydrolase activity; palmitoyl-(protein) hydrolase activity. The transcript has a single exon. Bases 1 to 906 code for a protein of 301 amino acids. The record is from RefSeq and is a predicted model, not a curated record. Gene Ontology annotation, biological process: protein depalmitoylation. NCBI's taxonomy places the organism in Eukaryota, Fungi, Ascomycota, Eurotiomycetes, Eurotiales, Aspergillaceae.
AUGGCUUCGUCCAAGCCAUUCCCCACUCCUCUGAUCAUUCCGCCCAGGAGCAACCAACACACCCAUACGUUUAUUCUCCUGCACGGCCGCGGCAGCAACGCUGAACAGUUCGGUUCGGUCUUUCUUGAAUCCACCGACAUUGCGCGGCGUCUUCCAACCGUCAAGUUUAUCUUCCCUACGGCUAAAAAGCGUCGCUCCACGGUGCUUAAACGAAUUCCAAUACGUCAGUGGUUCGAUAACUAUUCUCUCAAGAAUCCCAACACUCGAACUGAGCUACAGGUUGAUGGGUUAGAGGAAACUAACCGCUUCCUGAGAACAUUGGUUGAUGAUGAGGCACGGUUAUUCAAAGAAUCGAACUCCACCACUGAAGAUGUAUACAGUCGUAUUGUGAUCGGUGGCCUGAGUCAAGGUUGUGCGGCAUCCAUCUUUGGUCUCCUGGGAGGCUUUUCCGGACGACUUGGGGGUUUCGUGGGCAUGAGUGGGUGGCUGCCUUUUGAGAGCGAGAUUGUUGAGUCGUGGAACUUGGACGUCGAAGAUGAUGGCCAGGAUGAUAAUGACCCCUUUGCUCAUGAUGAUGAGGAUGACGGCGAAAUUCCUGCUUUUAUCAGGGCCCUGAAUCAUGUUCGGGAUGUCCUCGAUUUACCACCCUUGCAACACGAAGGAGGCACUAGCUUGGAGGAUGUGGUCCAUUUGCAAACCCCGAUAUUCCUAGGUCAUGGAUCUGCAGACCCAAAAGUAUCAGUCAAUCUCGGACACCGAAUGGGAUGUGUCCUGUCUGAUUAUUUUGGGAUGGAUGUGACGUGGAAGUCAUAUGAGGACUUCGGACACUGGUACAAGGUACCAGAUGAGAUUGAUGACGUGGUGAACUUCUUGAAGGAGAAGGUCGAAGUUCCAUCUGUCGAUUAA